Anneissia japonica is the source of this 790-nucleotide messenger RNA. Its product is annotated as 39S ribosomal protein L43, mitochondrial-like. Gene Ontology annotation, biological process: mitochondrial translation. The record is from RefSeq and is a predicted model, not a curated record. The transcript has 4 exons. NCBI's taxonomy places the organism in Eukaryota, Metazoa, Echinodermata, Crinoidea, Comatulida, Comatulidae. Gene Ontology annotation, molecular function: structural constituent of ribosome. The coding region runs from base 103 to 666 and encodes 187 amino acids. Gene Ontology annotation, cellular component: mitochondrial large ribosomal subunit.
AAACAAGAUCAAUCGGGUCAGGUCAGUCCGUACACCAGGUCAGGUCAUGCAGGCCUGCAUGCAGAGCAGAGUGAAUAAGAGGCACGUUUUUGUGAGAAGAAAAUGGCACACAAAAAAGCAAGUGGAUUCUUGCAAAGUGUACUGCAAAAUGGAGUUGGUAGAUAUGUAUGCCAACUGCAAAGAAUUACACUUCAAUUUAGCAAGACAUCUGCAAGCAGCAAGGGAGCAAGGGAUUAUAUUGAACAAGAAGUAAUAGAUUUUGCAAACAAGCACCCUGAAGUUGUUCUUUACGUCACCCCUCACAAUAAGUAUAUACAUCCAAGACUAGUUGCAGAAUAUUUGAAUGGUUCACGGAAUGUAAUAUCAAUCUCAAAUUUUGACAUUGACCAAGUCAAGGAGGCAGUUGAGUUGGCGCGGUGUCAAUCUGGCCGAGAAAUUUUGAGGACUCGAAAACCAUGGCAGACAUAUACGCCAAGUAUACAAGGUGUUUGGAAUCCAUUCCUUAACAAACCUACAAAUCUCAACAUAAGAACUGUUCCAAGUGACAGCCCAACUGAUGUUUUCCCAAAGAAGCAAAUACUUAAAGGAUUCCCAAAGGAAAGACUGGAAGAGUUGGCAGUAAAGGCUGGUUUGUCAUCAACCAAUGUAAAGCCUGAUACCCAGUAACCGAUUGUUUAGAUAUUUGUGGCAUUCAAGCAGUGCGAGACGUACAUGCAACAAUCUGGCUGCCACCAACAGACAAUGUUGCAUAGGAAGUGGAGUUGGAAUCGCUUUAGUCUGUUAAGUGACU